ACUAUUCAAAAAAUUAUACAUCAAACUUCUUUCAAAGUAAAAAAAAAAAAAAAAACUUCUUUCUCCUUCAUUCUCUCUCUCGUCUCAUUGCUCCUCUUUCUCCCUGAAACCCUCCUCUGUCUCACUGUCGCACACCGUUGUUGUUCCCAAGUUCCCUAACCACUGUCGCCCCCCGGUUUUGGAUUUGCUAGAUGGCUUCCUAUAAGGAGUCGGACCCUACAUUAGGGUACUUGACAAAGAAAGAAACAGAAGUUAAGCUCCCUCGUGCGACGAGAGUUAAGAACAAAACUCCUGCACCUAUUCAGAUCACUGCUGAACAAAUCCUGCGUGAAGCUCGUGAACGCCAAGAAUCUGAGAUUCGUCCACCCAAGCAAAAGAUUACUGAUUCAACUGAACUUGCAGAUUACCGUCUUCGAAAACGCAAGGAAUUUGAGGAUUUGAUUCGUAGGGUACGAUGGAAUGUUACUGCAUGGGUUAAGUAUGCCCAAUGGGAGGAGUCCCAAAAGGACUUCAAACGUGCUCGGUCUGUUUGGGAACGUGCUUUGGAGGUUGAUUACAGAAAUCACACUGUGUGGUUAAAAUAUGCAGACAUGGAGAUGAAGAAUAAGUUCAUAAACCAUGCCCGAAACGUGUGGGAUCGGGCUGUUUCCUUGCUCCCCCGAGUGGACCAGUUGUGGUAUAAAUAUAUUCAUAUGGAGGAGAUGCUUGGCAAUGUAGCUGGUGCUAGGCAGGUUUUUGAGAGAUGGAUGCAAUGGCAACCUGAUCAGCAAGGAUGGCGCUCCUACAUUAAGUUUGAGUUGCGCUACAAUGAGAUUGACCGGGCUAGGGCUAUAUACGAGAGAUUUGUGGAUUGUCAUCCGAAAGUUGAUGGAUGGAUUCGUUAUGCAAAGUUCGAAAUGAAAAAUGGGGAGAUUGGUCAAGCAAGGAAUUGCUACGAGAGAGCAGUCGACAAGUUGGCUGACGAUGAAGAAGCAGAGCAACUGUUUGUGGCUUUUGCUGAGUUUGAGGAAAGAUGCAAGGAAACAGAACGUGCUAGAUGCAUUUAUAAAUUUGCUCUGGACCAUAUACCUAAAGGUCGAGCAGAAGAGGUUUAUAAAAAGUUUGUUGCUUUUGAGAAGCAGUAUGGGGACAAAGAUGGUAUUGAUAAUGCCAUUGUAGGAAAACGGAGAUUCCAGUAUGAGGAAGAGGUUAGGAAGAAUCCCCUUAACUACGAUAAUUGGUUUGAUUAUAUUCGGUUAGAGGAAAGUGUAGGUGUUCAAAAUAGAGUAAGGGAAGUGUAUGAGAGGGCAAUUGCCAAUUUUCCUCCAGCUGAGGAGAAACGCUACUGGCAGCGUUACAUAUAUCUGUGGAUCAAUUACGCUUUGUAUGAGGAACUUGAUGCACAAGAUAUGGAACGAACAAGAGAGGUUUACAGGGAAUGCCUCAAACUGAUUCCUCACCCAAAAUUCUCCUUUGCAAAGAUCUGGCUAUUGGCUGCUCAGUUUGAAAUAAGGCAAUUGAAUCUUGAUGGUGCGAGGCAGAUAUUGGGUAAUGCCAUUGGGAGAGCGCCAAAGGAUAAGAUAUUCAAAAAAUACAUUGAAAUAGAGUUGCAGUUGGGAAAUAUUGAUAGGUGCAGGAAGCUAUAUGAGAAAUAUUUGGAGUGGUCACCAGAGAAUUGCUAUGCAUGGACCAAGUAUGCUGAGUUGGAACGUUCUUUGUGUGAAACAGAAAGAGCUAGGGCUAUAUAUGAGCUUGCCAUAGCUCAACCUGCGUUGGAUAUGCCAGAGCUAUUGUGGAAGGCAUACAUUGAAUUUGAGAUAGCAGAGGGAGAGUUUGAAAAUACUAGAGCUUUAUAUGAGAGACUGCUAGACCGAACCAAACAUUUGAAGGUUUGGAUCAGCUAUGCGAAGUUUGAAGCUACUGCCGAGUAUAAUGGGGACUCAGACAUUUCAAAGAAGAAAUUGUGUGUUCAACGUACUAGACGAGUUUUUGAAAAAGCCCUCAGUCAUUUUAGGGUUUCUGCUCCUGAACUGAAAGAAGAGAGAGCUAUGCUCUUGGAUGAUUGGCUUAAAUUGGAGAAAGAUUUUGGGGAUCUUGGUGAUGUCAGUUCAGUUCAAGCUAAGAUGCCAAAGAAACUCAAGAGGAAGCGACCUAUAGAGACAGAGGACGGUACAACCGGGUAUGAGGAGUACUUCGAUUACAUGUUCCCUGAAGAAGCACAAACUACAAACUUGAAGAUCUUGGAGGCGGCUUAUAAGUGGAAGAAGCAAAAAGCUUCGGCUGAUGACGAUUAGCAGCAUUUCCUCUCUCCCUUGCCUCUCUAUAUUAAUUCGAUUUUCUAAUUGUAUAAUUUUCUGUUUAAUCAUUGUAAAUUUGAUUCAUAUGGAAUUAUAAGGAAAGGGUUUCCUUUCAUGUGAGAAUGUUUGCAGAAGUUGAAAAUUUUGUCAUUUAGAAUUUCUUUCAAUCCUGUUGAGGUUUUGCCUCUACAAGGCUACACUCUAGCUUUGGAGUCACUUCCCG
Messenger RNA from Amaranthus tricolor (Joseph's coat), 2499 nucleotides. RefSeq lists its product as uncharacterized. Gene Ontology annotation, biological process: mRNA splicing, via spliceosome; spliceosomal complex assembly. NCBI's taxonomy places the organism in Eukaryota, Viridiplantae, Streptophyta, Magnoliopsida, Caryophyllales, Amaranthaceae. The record is from RefSeq and is a predicted model, not a curated record. The transcript is spliced from 8 exons. The coding region runs from base 192 to 2273 and encodes 693 amino acids. Gene Ontology annotation, cellular component: U2-type catalytic step 2 spliceosome; precatalytic spliceosome; post-mRNA release spliceosomal complex. Gene Ontology annotation, molecular function: protein binding.